This is a messenger RNA of Penicillium verhagenii, 786 nucleotides long. Its product is annotated as alpha/beta hydrolase. The transcript is spliced from 3 exons. The record is from RefSeq and is a predicted model, not a curated record. The coding region runs from base 1 to 786 and encodes 261 amino acids. Gene Ontology annotation, cellular component: cytoplasm; nucleus. NCBI's taxonomy places the organism in Eukaryota, Fungi, Ascomycota, Eurotiomycetes, Eurotiales, Aspergillaceae.
AUGAGCAUGAUAAUCAAAUCUUGCACUCCCAUCCCGAAAACCCAUCGGAUUUUGAUGCUUCAUGGACAUGGCCAAUCUGGAGACUUUUUCUUCUCCAAGACUCAGUUCUUUCAGGAAACUAUGGACCGGGUUGUACGUGAAGCUUUAGAAGAUGAUCCAGCACUCAGAAAAAUCGACGUGGUUGAGUUUUACUACCCCUCCGGCCUGCUACCUGCAGACCCAGAUACUCCUCUAGGGGAAGGUAAUGAUAGUAUGCGGGCCUGGGGAUAUGGUGAUUAUACCUCAGGCCGUAUCAUAGGCCUUGAGAAAACCAUCCAAUACCUUAGCGAUCUGCUUCAGACCCGUGGGCCAUUUACUGGCAUCAUAGGCUUCUCAACAGGAGCUUGUGUUACUGCUAUUUUAGCAUCACUUUUGGAAAAGAAAAGGCCUGUCUGCAACCUUCCAUUCAACACAACCCACCCUCCUCUGAAAUUUGCGGUGUGUUUUAGUGGGUUCAAAUUGGAUCAUCCCUACUACGCGCCAUUAUACAAACCGAUGAUCGAGACCCCGAUCCUCCAUGUCAUUGGCACACUGGAUACCAUGAUCGAUCCACUCCUAUCCCGGCGUCUUUCAAAAUAUUGCCUGAAUGCUUCUACGCAUUAUUUUACUGGGACGCAUUACGUCCCACGAUCCCAAAGAUUUCUGGAAAGCCUGAACGAUUUUGUCUGGGAUGCUUUGAGUCAGAAUAAAGACCAAGCAGAUGAGUGCUGGGAAGACUAUAACGACGAUUUUAUGUUCAACGCUUGA